UAUGUAUUGUUUACUACCGUGGCGAGCGUUGCUAAGUUCGUGCUCUUACAUUUCUUUUAAAGUAACCGCGUAUAAAAAAGUUACCUUUUGAUCGAAUUUUAGUGAUUUGUGAAUUAAUACGGCGGAAUUAAGGAAUUUCGAACGCAGGCACGCAAUGCAAUUUAAAUAUUGACACGCGUGGGAUUUAAUUUUAUUUAUUAUCGGAGAAGAGUCAACAGUUGAAUAUCUACAAUGGCAGACGCUGGAACCCAAACUCAGAACGGAUCUAUGACGCCUGGAAUUGGAAAGAUGACGUUAACUGUUGCACCAGUUUCCAGUCUUAUUUCGGUUAGCACGACACCUUCAUCGCCACCGCCAAAGCAGACAAGUGAAAAAUUUAUUUUAAUGGACAAGCUAAGUACUGUCGAGAGGGUGAUUCUCUGUGCAUCUGAGUUGUUCGGAACCGCAAUUUUGGUAUUCCUGGGAUGUAUGUCAUGCGCAAUAGGACUUUCUGGUGGUAAUGUUCCACAUGUACAGAUUUCUUUCGCGUUUGGACUUGCAGUUAUGCUAUCAGUGCAGACUUUUGGUCAUAUCUCUGGAUCUCACAUAAACCCUAUUAUUACCAUAGCCGCAGCUGUUACCGGACAACUGGCUUUUAUUGAGGUUCCUAUUUAUUUUAUUGGCCAGUUUGUGGGAGCAUUCAUCGGUUAUGGAUUACUAAUGAGCAUUACCCCUGAACACCAUCAAGCUAAAUAUGAACUGCGACACACAGGGCUGAACAUAACCGAAAACGUUAAAGUUCUAGGCGUUUGUUCGCCGCAAAUGAACGCAGAACUGUCAGGUCUUCAAGUGAUGUUUUGCGAAUUUUUGUUAUCGCUACUGUUCGUUUUAAUUGUCUGUUCGGUGUGGGAUUACAGAAAUGCGAAUAAACAUGACUCCGUGGCCCUUAAGCUGGGCCUCGCGAUCACUGGUCUCGCAUUGGCUGGUGGACCGUUUAGCGGGGCUAAUAUGAAUCCGGCAAGAAGUUUUGCUCCUGCGGCUUGGCAUGGGGACUGGAACCUCCAUUGGGCUUACUGGAUAGGUCCAAUACUGGCCGGAUUUGUUGGUGGAGCGCUGUACAGAAUUUUAUUCACGAAACCGAGACCUGUCGAAGUCGAAGAUACCAUCGAAAUAACGCCAUUAAAACAAAGAAACACAAAUUAAACUCAUUCAUUAGCGCACUUUCCGUGCAAACAUUUAGUGGAGUAACUUGAAAUUUAUGUGUAAUAGAUAUUCAUAAUAACGUUCGCUAUUUUUGUAUAAUGUAGGUACCUACAUAUAUGUAUAUAUAUAUAUAUAGAGAAUUUGAUAUUAUAAGCGAUGUAUAAGUACCGAAACACAACAAAUUUGUUAGAUUUAGAGUAAGUGCCUAUAGAAUAUUUUAUGAUACAAUUGUGACAAUUUCCAUAUUGUAUUAUAUGUCCUUGGAAUGCAUUCCGUUAUUUGGAAUUCUAAAUUAUCAUUUCAAAAACUGUAAAACCACAAAAGUUACAAACCCGGUAACAUUCAACUCGAAAUUGAGACUAUCCUUGAUUUCUUAGAUACCUACCUAACACACUUACCAUAUUUUAUUAUGAAAUAAUAAGGUAUAUUCUAAUAAAGCUGUUUUAUUACUUA
This is a messenger RNA of Photinus pyralis (common eastern firefly), 1635 nucleotides long. RefSeq names its product aquaporin AQPAe.a-like. Gene Ontology annotation, biological process: transmembrane transport. Gene Ontology annotation, molecular function: water channel activity. Gene Ontology annotation, cellular component: plasma membrane. The transcript is spliced from 7 exons. NCBI's taxonomy places the organism in Eukaryota, Metazoa, Arthropoda, Insecta, Coleoptera, Lampyridae. The record is from RefSeq and is a predicted model, not a curated record. The coding region runs from base 232 to 1182 and encodes 316 amino acids.